Dermatophagoides pteronyssinus (European house dust mite) is the source of this 1098-nucleotide messenger RNA. RefSeq lists its product as uncharacterized. NCBI's taxonomy places the organism in Eukaryota, Metazoa, Arthropoda, Arachnida, Sarcoptiformes, Pyroglyphidae. The record is from RefSeq and is a predicted model, not a curated record.
AUAUAUUUUUUUCAUCAUCAUCAUUCAUUCAUUCAUUCAUUUGAAUCCAAUCUUACACAAUUGUCUGUGUCUGUGUAUUUGUGCAUUGGUUUAUUUUCUACUGAUUCAUCAAUUUAUUUUUAUUUCUUUUGUAAAUUUUUUUUUUAAUUUUUAAAAAUAAAAUAUUUCUUUCUGUGGCUGUGUCAUCAUCAUCAUCAACAACAACAUCAUCAUCAUAAAAAUUGUAGAGUUAUCGGCAAAGAGCUUCUUUUUUGUUUUGUGUCGUCCAAUUUCAUCACAAAGGAUCACUAUAAUUUUAUCAUUGUAAUAAAAAAAAAGUCGUUUGUUGUUUUCUUCAAUUGUUGAUUGAAAAAAAUAAAUUUUAACAAAAAAGAAAAUGCGUGAAUAUAAAGUAGUCGUAUUGGGUAGUGGCGGUGUCGGUAAAUCGGCAUUAACCGUACAAUUUGUAUCCGGAUCAUUUAUGGAAAAAUAUGAUCCAACAAUUGAAGAUUUUUAUCGUAAAGAAAUCGAAGUUGAUGGUAGCCCUUGUGUAUUGGAAAUAUUAGAUACAGCUGGUACCGAACAAUUUGCAUCAAUGCGUGAUCUUUAUAUAAAAAAUGGUCAAGGUUUUGUUGUUGUUUAUUCAAUAACGUGCCAUCAAACAUUUCAAGAUAUUAAAAAUAUGAAAGAACAAAUUGUUCGGGUAAAAGGUAGUGAUCGUGUACCAAUAUUAUUAGUUGGUAAUAAAGUUGAUAUUGAACAUCAACGUGAAGUUUCAAAACAGGAAGGUAUAACAUUAGCUCAGAUAUGGAAUUCACCAUUUAUGGAAGCAUCAGCUAAAAGUCGUCAUAAUGUAAAUGAAGUUUUUGCCGAAGUUGUUCGUGAAAUAAAUGAAAAAAAUGGACCGAAAAAACUAAACAACAAGGAAAAAGAUGAGAACAAACUUCUUUCGAAAAGCGACAUAUAUUAAACGGACAGCCAACGAAACAAACUCGAGCAAAAAAAAAGGAGAAUCAACUUUCCUGUUUGUCGAGAAUCCGAGCGAAAAACAAAACAAAACAAACAAAAAACAACCAUUUUGAGUGAAAAUGGUACGAUCCAGAGGAAAAAAAGAAUACA